This is a messenger RNA of Pyrgilauda ruficollis (rufous-necked snowfinch), 1040 nucleotides long. It is a transcript of the gene HSD17B1, whose product is annotated as hydroxysteroid 17-beta dehydrogenase 1. Gene Ontology annotation, molecular function: estradiol 17-beta-dehydrogenase [NAD(P)+] activity. Gene Ontology annotation, biological process: estrogen biosynthetic process. NCBI's taxonomy places the organism in Eukaryota, Metazoa, Chordata, Aves, Passeriformes, Passeridae. The record is from RefSeq and is a predicted model, not a curated record. The transcript is spliced from 6 exons. Gene Ontology annotation, cellular component: cytoplasm. Bases 1 to 921 code for a protein of 306 amino acids.
AUGGGGUGGCCCCGUUGGCCAGCACUGGCAGCCAUGGAGAGAACCACGGUACUGAUCACGGGCUGCUCCUCAGGCAUCGGCCUGGGGCUGGCUGCACGCCUGGCAGCCGACACCGCUCGCCGCUUCCAAGUUUAUGCCACCAUGCGUGACCUGGCCAAGGGUGAGCGGCUGCUGGAGCGCCUGGGGGGCUGCUGCCCCGACACGCUGGAGGUCCUGCAGCUCGAUGUCACUGACCCCUGCUCGCUGGCAGCUGCUGCACAGCGGGUGCAGGGACAGCGGCUGGAUGUGCUGGUCUGCAAUGCAGGGGUGGGACUGAUGGGACCGCUGGAGACCUGCUCGGACCAGGCCAUGAAAACUCUCUUCGAUGUGAACCUCUUUGGGGCUGUCCGCACCAUCCAGGCGUUCCUGCCUGCCAUGAAGAGCCGCAGGGCCGGGCGGAUCAUUGUCUCCAGCAGCAUCGGGGGGCUGCAAGGGCUGCCCUUCAAUGCUGUCUACUGUGCCAGCAAGUUUGCAGUGGAGGGGCUGUGCGAGAGUCUGGCCAUCGUCCUGCGCCCCUUCAACAUCCACCUGACGCUGGUGGAGUGCGGGCCCGUCCACACCAGCUUCCUGGCCAACCUGCAGCGCCCCGACCCUGAGGGCAGCGAGAUGCGGGGCUUGGACGCCGAGACACAGGGGCUGUACCGCCGGUACUUGGGGCACUGUCAGAGCAUCUUCCGCGACACGGCCCAGGAGGUGGAGGAGGUCCUGCCGGUGUUCCUGGAGGCCAUCGGCAGCCCCUGCCCACCCCUUCGCUGCGCCAGCACCCAGCUCCUCGCCCCGCUGUGGCGCCUGCGGCUGAGCAGCCCCGACGGCUCCGCGUACGUCCGCGCCAUGCACGACUUCGUGUUCGGCGGCAGCGAGGCCGGCGGGGAGCAGCCCUGAGCGGAGCCACCCCAACACCGGCACCGCUGCCACGCCAACCGCCAGCCCGGGCCCGGGCCCGUUCGCGUGCUCGGUGCCGCCGUGUCCCCAAUAAAGCCCUUUGCAGCCGCACGGCUCCG